Molecule: messenger RNA, 1936 nt
Organism: Nelumbo nucifera (sacred lotus)
Lineage: Eukaryota; Viridiplantae; Streptophyta; Magnoliopsida; Proteales; Nelumbonaceae
Product: xylan O-acetyltransferase 1-like
Cellular component (GO): Golgi apparatus
Molecular function (GO): O-acetyltransferase activity
Source: RefSeq, a predicted model, not a curated record
AGCUUUGAUCUCACUCUUUGAUGACUUGAUUUCUCUCUCUCCUUCUUCUUUAUUUUUUUGGUAAUGUCUCCCUCUAUUCCCGAGUAUGAGCCAUGAAAUACCUUCUUCAUGGUUUGGAAUCAAAGUAGUUAAUACAAGAAAAACUGAGAAGGACAAUUCUCCCUCCAAAAUCCAAAUCAGUUUUCUUAAAGGAAACCCCACCUCACCAAACCCAUUUAACCAAAUACAUAUUUUCUAUCUCCUACUCUCUCUUUCAUUCCCUAUAUCACCUGCUUUCUCUUCCCUUUUCCUUUACUGUUGUCUCUUCAUGUGGCCACUUCGCCGGAAAGUGCCCCUCUUUCUCUCAGACGCCGCCCCAAUGAAGCACAGCGGAAGUGGCCGGAGAAGCAGCAAUAUCUCCAUCUUUGUCAUCGUCUUAAUCGUCCUUAUCUUCGCGGUCUUCAUAUAUAAUGAAGACGUCAAAUCGAUCGCACAAUUUCCAUUCUCUGGUCCUAAACCUCAAGACCUCCAGCAAAACCUCUCGAACUCAGACAACUCAGUGCAAGAAACCGACAAGAAGGAUGAUCAGAAGCCAAUUUUAACGAAUUCAAGUAGUAGUAAAGAAGCACAGGAGGAGAGCACUGACGAAACGGCAGAAGCUCUUAAUAUGAAGACGAUCAUAGCAAAGCAAGAAAAUGAAGCAAUCGAAUUACCUGUAACCCUCAAAGAAGAAGACGAGGUGGUCGAUGUGCCUCCAGAAGAUUGCGAUCUCUUUACGGGCGAGUGGGUUUUCGACAACGUCUCCCAUCCCCUCUAUAGAGAAGACGAGUGUGAGUUCCUCACCGCACAGGUAACAUGCAUGAGGAAUGGUAGGGAGGAUUCUCUAUACCAGAAUUGGAGAUGGCAGCCCAGACAUUGUUCCUUACCCAAGUUCAGUGCAAGAUUGCUGCUUGAGAAGCUCCGAGGAAAACGGCUUAUGUUCGUUGGCGACUCGUUGAAUCGGAACCAAUGGGAAUCCAUCGUUUGUCUAAUUCAAUCUGUCAUCCUUCCUGGAAAGAAGAGCGUAAACAAGUCUGGCUCGCUCUCUGUUUUCAGAGCUGAGGAAUAUGGGGUUAGUGUGGAGUUUUACUGGGCCCCAUUUUUGGUCCAAUCAAACUCGGAUGAUCCAAGGAUGCAUAGCAUUUUGGACCGGAUUAUAAUGCCCGAAUCAAUCGCGAAGCACGGGAAACAUUGGAAGGGCGUGGACUAUUUGAUUUUCAAUACAUAUAUAUGGUGGAUGAACACCCCUAAGAUGAAAGUUCUCCGAGGAUCAUUCGAUGAAGGGGACACGGAAUUCGAUGAGGUUGAACGCCCAAUUGCAUAUGCAAGGGUUUUAAGGACCUGGGCCAACUGGGUAGAGGAAAAUGUCGAUCCACAACGUACUUCAGUUUUCUUCAACAGCAUGUCUCCUCUUCAUAUCAAGAGCACGGACUGGAACAACCCGGAUGGGAUCAAGUGUGCUAAGGAGACAAUGCCGGUGGUGAACAUGACCACCCGGUUGGAGGUGGGCACAGACCGUCGGCUCUUUGUCGUGGCUGCCAACGUGACACAGUCGAUGAAGGUGCCCGUCCGCUUUCUUAACAUAACAACCCUCUCCGAGUACCGGAAGGACGCACACACCUCUGUCUACACCAUUCGUCAAGGCAACCUACUCACACCCGAACAGAAGGCCGAUCCCGCCAUAUAUGCCGAUUGUAUCCACUGGUGUCUACCAGGCUUACCCGAUACAUGGAAUGAGUUACUCUAUACCCGUAUCUUCUCUCGCUCAUGACCGAACAACUCCCCUCCCCUCUUUUUUGUUAUUCCUUGCUUUGUAAUUCAAAUAUCGUCCCCAUUUUUUUAUUGGGUACCAAACUUUUUGGUCUUUCAGAUCUGUUUGUUUGCAGUGUAAAGCUGAAUCAAGUAUAUAUUUUGCACC